Messenger RNA from Spodoptera exigua (beet armyworm), 3591 nucleotides. Lineage: Eukaryota; Metazoa; Arthropoda; Insecta; Lepidoptera; Noctuidae. The record is from the annotation of a GenBank genome assembly.
GUCAAAUUGGCGAACUUGCGUGCUUGUUUAUUUUUUUUCUCAGGGUAGAAAAAUAUGAUUUAAUUUAAUUAAAACACAUUAUAAAAUAAAAUGGGUCGAAGUCCUUCUCCUUGCAGUAGUAAUUACUACAAGCGAAAGCGUUCACGGUCUCGAUCCCGUUCUCGUGAUAGGGACAGACAUAAAAUAAAGAGAAUAUCAGUAUCUACUUCAUCAUCUAAAAGUAUUGAAGAAGACUUCAGUUUUACGAAUUACAAACGAGACUUGAACAAAAUCAUUCUAUAUAGCAAUGAAAGCAAUACUGUUGUGAAUAACCUCGACGACUUUUGGGUGUUUUUGAAGAAAUAUGAAGCUACUUUAAGGAAAGCCGGCAAACCCAUAAUUGACUACGGACCCGACGAAAAGAGCGAUGAUAAAACUGAAGCCUUCUCAAAAUUUGAUUGUAUAAACUUUACCACUUCUAUAAAGUAUUUAGAUACUGUAUACAAUGACAGUCAAAGGGGAAAGUUGGACAAAAAACUAUUUAAAGCAUUCUUGAAUAUAGUUUCUAUUUACCUCGACUUCAAGAAUAAAGAGAAGUUUGAGAAGCUUAGGAAAUUGAGACAGGCUCAGAAAGAUUUGCCUGUUGCUAAAUAUAGAGAUGAAAUAGUAGCCGCUGUUAAAAAUGAGAGGGUAGUGGUUGUUGCUGGUGAUACAGGAUGUGGCAAGUCUACACAGGUGCCACAGUAUUUACAUGAAGCUGGAUUUGAAAGUAUUGCCUGUACACAACCAAGGAGAAUAGCCUGUGUGUCUCUAUCAAAGAGAGUAGCUUACGAAAUGCUAACACAAUUUGAAAGUAAAGUUGGUUAUCAGAUAAGGUUUGAAAAGAGCAAGACAGCGGACACAAAGAUAUGUUUCAUUACCGAAGGAUUACUGCUUAGACAGAUGUCAUCAGAAAGCCUACCCAGUUAUGACGUCAUAAUCCUGGAUGAAGUUCAUGAGAGGCAUUUGAUGGGAGAUUUCCUAUUAGGCAUCUUGAAAUGUCUUAUACAUACUCGGGCUGACAUCAAACUUGUACUUAUGUCUGCUACUAUUAAUAUAAAGCUGUUUGAAGACUAUUUUUCUGCAGAAUCUGCUGUUGUUAUACAGGUUCCUGGUCGGUUAUUCCCUAUACAAUUGCAGUAUAAACCAAUAUUAAUGGACGACAAGCCGACGCGAGAUGACCGGCUCGAUCCACAGCCGUAUGUCCAGGUUAUGCAGCUAAUUGAUAGCAAAUAUCCGCGUAACGAGAGAGGUGAUCUGUUAAUAUUCCUGUCCGGGGUCCAAGAAAUUACUACAAUAUGUGAUGCAGCUCAGCAGUACGCGGAGAAGUCGAAGAAUUGGAUAGUUUUACCUCUACACAGCGGUUUGUCGCUCGCUGAGCAAGAUAAGGUGUUUGAUUACCCGCCAGAAGGAGUUAGAAAGUGUAUAGUAUCAACAAAUAUAGCUGAAACUUCUGUCACUAUUGAUGGAAUAAGAUUCGUCGUGGAUUCUGGCAAGGUUAAAGAAAUGAGCUAUGAUUCUACAACAAAAAUGCAGAGAUUGAAAGAGUUUUGGAUUUCGAAAGCUAGUGCAGAUCAACGCAAAGGACGUGCUGGGAGAACAGGUCCUGGCGUCUGCUACCGCAUUUACUCGCAAGAACAGUACAAUGAAAUGGACGACUUCAGCACUCCUGAAGUGUCUCGCGUUCCUCUCGCAUCGUUAUUACUCCUAAUGAGCUCUUUAGGUGUCAGUGACGUCAGACGGUUCCCCUUCCUCGAUACACCACCUGAAGAUGCCGUCGAAAAUGCUUUGUUGGAGUUAAAACAACAUGGUGCAUUAACUUCAAAUGAGAAACUAACAGCUUUAGGCAAGGCAUUGGCCAAUCUGCCAGUAGAAGUGUGCCUAGCCAAGACUUUAGUACUAGGCGUAGCUACGUUACCUCCUCAUAAACUGGACUCCGCUCUAGCGCUUGCAGCCGCGCUAGGAAUACGAUCCAUCUAUACUACCAGAGCUCAUCGGGAUUUCGAAUGUGAGAACGCUCGAAGACCAGAUGAAUCGGACCACGGAGAUCCUUUAACACUUCUAUCGUUAUACUGCGCUUGGCUAAGAGAGAAACGAGAUACCCGCGGCGGUAGGGCGUGGUGUAGGAGACGGGGUAUUGAAGAACAACGCCUUUAUGAACUCACUAAACUGGCUGCGCAACUUAGAUCUCUGCUGCAGUCAAGUAAUUUGAUGGAGACUCCUGAACCUGAAUCUAUGUCGUCAGCCGAAAGGGCUCUGCGACAUGGUCAGGUUAAGCAGUUGAAGGAUGCGCGACGGCAAUUCAAACAAAAAGCAGCGAACGAUUUAAAACGCAAGAAGCGUUUAAAAAUGAGCUCGUGGGAGAUAAUAGAUGAUAAUGCCAAUGAGGAUGAAGAUAUAGACAUCAGGGAUGUCGAGUUCCGACUGACGAAUGAUGCUCAGCGCAUACAGUCGCUUAUUGCGGGAUCCAGCGCCUCCAGUGGACGGGAUCUUGUUAUGUUGAAGUUGGUUCUAUGCAGAGCAUUGUAUCCACAAGUAGCUGUAGCGGACGGAUUCAAUCACCAUAAGUCAGUAGCAGAACAACUAUACCACACUUGGAGUAAACCGUUCGUGUUCCUUCACCCGACAUCGUACUUCGGCAAGCAGUCACGAGUUUUACAGCUGACAGAAGCCGACAUAUUGUCGGACAUGAGGGAACUCAACGCCGUAGGCUACGAGGGCAAGUUGCCCGUGUCUUCUAAACACCAGAUUUUGUGUUAUCUAUCGCUAUUGGAGACGACUAAGCCUUACAUAGUGAAUUCUAUGCGCAUGCCCGCUGCGCAAACUCUGCUGCUGUUAGCGCAUUCGAUAGAUACCAAUAUUGGUUUUACAAGAAUUGUUUGCGACUCCUGGCUGUUAUUGGAGUUUCCAUUCCCUGAAACUGGGUUAAAAUUGCUCCUUAAAGCCGUGAAACUACGCCAAAGAUGGGAUGCUUUGGUAAAUAGACGGCUUCAGGAUGCGAACCCAACGAAAUCGGUCGAAAGUGAAUUGGAGAAACAGAAACAAGAGAAAAUUUCAUAUGAAGAAGUUCAACACGAGUUGGCUUGUGAUAUGAGUACUUAUAUGACAUCUGAAGUAUAUUAUACUAUCAAGAGAUUAUUACCAGGUGACCUUAAGGUCUUAUAUUGUGGGAAUGAUGAGGCUCAUCCCAGUAUAGACCCCAACCCCUUCGACGAGAACUUCGUUUGCAGACCCCAUGAGAAAAAAGGAGGCGUUUACGUUACUGAUAAUGUUGUUUAUAAUUGUGUCGUGGAUUCAGUUUGGAGCGCCAAAAAUUAUGAAGAUAUGUACAAUAUUCCUUGGACUUGCCCUAAUUGUGAGCUCACAGUCUGCCUAUCCCCUUUAGAAAGAUUACAACACCAACACUUUACUUGCUCCCAAAAAGAAGUAAAAACCAAUAAAGAAGACGCACCGAAAACUUCAAGGGAAAUGAAACCUAAUGCUAAAGAGUAUAAGUGUGAAACUUGCGAGCAAACCUUGUAUUUAACUCCUGUUGAAAUUUUAAAACAUAAAAAAGGUUGUAAAGAAAAAUAA